AUUUUAAAUAUUUAUUUAUUUUAAACAACGUAAAUAAAUAACCAAUUUUGUGUUUCAACGGUCACUUCUUCUUUUUUUUCUUUUUUUCUUUUUCUUCUUCUUCUUCGUCUUCUUCUCUCGUCGCACAUUCUUCACAAUGCUAGAUACUUUUCUCUUCAAAUCCGAAUCCCUUUUCUCUAAAAGCUCUCUUCUCUUUAGCCGGUCUCGGAGAACUACAAUCACUUACCCUCAGUAUGUCAAUUUCUUAUCACAAUGUCAUCUAUUUCACUCUUCAUGUUUACUAUCGUAUCAAACCCAAAUCCAAAAACCAAUUGUUUGUGCAAGAAAGAAGAAAAGAGGUUCACGGCCUCGAAAAUUCAUGAAAGUUUUGCCCGCAUUAGUAUCAUUUGUGGCAUCAAAUUUCAAGAUCUUACCGGGACCAUUGGAUUUGGUUGUUGCGGAAAUUGGUGGUGGAGAUGGAGGAGGUUUGGGGAUUUGGAAGGUUUUGGGGAAUGGAGGUUCUGGUGGGUGGAGGAGAAAGGGGAAGACAAAUUUAGGGAUUUUAGGGGCUUUGGUUGUUUGUGGAUUGGGGUUGUUGUUUGGAAAAGAGCUAAAGAAUGAUUUGUUGUCCGGGGUUUUUGAAUUGGUUUUACUAGUGACCUUUUUUAUUAAGGGACAUAGGAGACAAGUUAAAUAUUGGGUCUUGGGACUCUGCUUUAUUGGUGUUUUGAUGGGUCUGAGAUUGAGGAGAGAGGAUACGCAACAAUGGGUUCAGAAGAUUAGGGUUUGCUUGCCAGCUUCAGGGCUUCUGAUGACAAAAAGAAGAAAUGGCAGAAGGGUAGCGUGAGAAAAACUGGAAAGCUUUUCUUUCUUUCUUUCCUUCCUUCUUCUAACAAUUUUGUAUUUUUCAUUUAGCAUGAUAUUCUAUAUGCCUUUUUUAUAUCAACGGAGGAUGGGAAAGGAUUUGAAUUUAUUUAUUUGUUCUGCC
Manihot esculenta (cassava) is the source of this 967-nucleotide messenger RNA. RefSeq lists its product as uncharacterized. The transcript has a single exon. The record is from RefSeq and is a predicted model, not a curated record. Lineage: Eukaryota; Viridiplantae; Streptophyta; Magnoliopsida; Malpighiales; Euphorbiaceae. Bases 137 to 826 code for a protein of 229 amino acids.